AUGGCGAUGCCGGGCACCUCGACAAUCGGCUGGAAAGCCUUCACCUUUUUUCGAUCGGCCACGGUCGAGGACCACAACGUCCCGGAGGGCUGCACGUGCGCCUGCUCGGCGGAGGACGCCGUCAUCUUCGCGUGCGACGACGGCAUGGUGCAUAUGCUCGACCAGGAUCUCAGAGUCUUCCGGGCGUUCCGAGCCCACAAGUCGAAGAUCAUCCUGGUCAGGGAGCUGCCGUUCGACGACGGCUUGCCGGAGGGCACCCGGACGCUGCUGACCGUCGGCGACGAGGGCCCUGCGGCACCGGCACAUUCGAGGUUUGCGGCGCGUGCGUGGCGCUUCACAGGCGAGGAGCCGGUGCCGUCGACGCUGUCCAAGGUCGACAUCUUCCAGGGGAAGCAAGCGUUCGCGGGGACGAGCGGCGUGCCGGACGUCGUGUGCGCCUCGCUGCUGGCGUCGGGGCCAACGGAGCACGUCUUAGCAGUUGGGCUGUCCAACGGGCAGGUGCAGCUGCUGCAGGGGGACCUGACGGCGCGCGACGGCGUGCUGAUUGCGCGGUCGACGCACGGGCCGCUGCAGACGGACGACGCAGCAGCGUCCGCAGUGACUUCGGUCCAGGCCGCGCAGUUCGAGGCCGCGCCCGUCGUCUACGUGGCCUCCGCGGCCGCAGUCGGCUUCCUCUCCGUCGCGACCGGCCGCGUGGCCAAGCUCGAGAGCCAGGGCGCGCAGGCGGGCUGUUGCGCUGUCGACAGCUUGGGCGGAUUGCUCGUGGCACGGCACGAGGCCGUCUACCGGUACACUCCAGAGGGCAAAGGCACCUGCCACGCCCUGCUCGGACCGAAGCGCCUCGUCGCCGCAGUCACGUGCGGGUCUGCGGACCCGGCCUCGCCGCCCACUCGCAAACCACUGGCCGACGGCAGCGGCAGCACGCCUGGUGCCAGCGUCUCCGGGCCCAGCGGCGCGGCGGCCGCGGCACGGCCCGCGGCGGCCCUGCCGCAGACGGAGUACCUCGUGUGCGCCAUGUCUGGCCCGUCCGCCGUCCCUGAGCGCCUCCAGACCGUCUCAGUCGGGCUGUUUGAUCCACGGCACAAGAUUCAAGGGUUCUCGACCUCCCUCCCAGGCCUGGCGCUGGUUCUGCACGCCUGGGGGCAGGUCAUCCUCGUGUCGACCCCGCUCAGCUCCGGCCAGGCCGCCGCCGCCGCCGCCGUCGCGGAGAAGGCCGGAUCCGCCUCCGCCACCAGCGCGACCACCGCCAGCGCUAUGCAGGUCAUUCGCGCGUGGGAGCGCCCGCCCGAGGAGCGCCUCGAGCUGCUGAUCCGGAAGAAGAUGUAUGCGGUCGCGCUCGACAUGUCGGAGCAGUUCGGGGUGUGCGGGAGCACCGUUGCCGACCUUCGCAAGAUGUAUGCGGACGCGCUGUUUGCUGAGGGCGAUCUUGACGCCGCGGUGGAGCAGUACGCCGCGACGCUCGGGCACCUCGAGCCCUCGUACGUUCUGCGCAAGCUGCUCGACGUGCAGCGCACCGACGUGCUCAUGCGCUUCCUGGAGCUCGUCCACGCCGGCGGACACGCUGGGAUCGACCACACGACGCUGCUGCUGAACUGCUACACGCAAGCGCGCGAGCAGGACAAGAUCACGACGUUCAUAUGCGGGGAGGGCCGCAAGCCCGAGGGCGCGCUGCAGUGGCGCCUCCAGCGCGCGGCGGGCGCCUCGGCCGCCACGGGCACCGCACAACCGCCACGACGCCCGUCGCUGGUCCGCCGGCUGGACCCGGAGGUCGCGGUGCGCGUCCUCCGCGGCGCCGGGUACCGCGAGCACGCGCUGUACGUCGCGGAGGCCUGCGGAAAGCCCGCCUGGUCUCUGGAUAUACUCCUAGGUGACAUGUCGAGAUAUAAGGACGCUAUCGCGUAUGUCGGCAGCCUGAGCCUCGCCGAGGCCGCGCAGGCGCUCGAGGCGCACGGCCACGAGCUCAUGCGGCAGGUGCCCAACGACACCACGCGCCUCCUCAUCAGCCUCGCCUGCGAGAGCUACAACACCAGCGCCGCAACGCCCGCAAGCGCAGGGCCGCGCGCUCUGGGCGACCCGGCGCUCCACGACCGCCCCGCGCGGUUCUGCGACCCCGUCUCGCUCCUCGACCUCUUCACGGACCACGAAGACUGCCGGCGCGAGUACUGCGAGGCACUUCUCGAUAGCCUUGGUCCGCGACGCCUCGAGGCGCCGUCUCUCCGCCGGAUCCUGCACGCGCUGCUGCCGCUCUACCUGGCCUCGGACAACGCGGCCACGCGCGACCGCGCCCUGCACCUGCUCAAGGACCACUGGCCGCCGAACUCCGCGCCACGCUACGGGACGGACCACGCUCUUGUUACGUGUCGCAUGCAAGGAUACCGUCCGGGGUUGCUGUGGCUGUACGAGCGGUUGCGGCUGCCGCGCGAGGCGCUGCGGCUGCAGAUGGCCGGCGGGGACACGGGCGGCGUGCUCGAGACGGUGCGGUGGCUCGGCACGGGCGCGCAGAGCAGCGACCCUACGUUGUGGUGCGAGGUGCUUGAAUAUCUCGGAAAGCAGCCGCCGGGGCCGGACACGGACGCGGUGGUGCAGAAGGUGCUCGCGCGGAUCGAGGCGGGGGGCGUGCUGCCCCCUGCGUUGGUGUUGGAGACGCUGGCCAAGUCCCCCUCGCUCACGCUGGCGUCCGUGCGGGAGUACGUGUCGGGGCACAUCCAGGCGCAGAGCGCGGCGAUCGCGCGCGACGCCGAGGCCGCCGCGGAGCUGCGCGCGGAGGCGGAGCGGUUCUCGGAGGAGGCGGAGCGGCUGGCGACGCAACCAGUGGUGUUUCAAAGCACACGGUGUGCUGUCUCGGGGGCGCCGCUGGAGCUGCCGAGCGUGCACUUCCUGUGCGGGCACUCGGUGAACGUGCGCGUGCUGGGCGAGGACGAGUCGAGCUGCCCGCUGUGCGCUCCGCAGCACCGCGCUAUCGAGGACAUCAGGCGGGCGCUGCGGCCGGCGCCUGGCGAGGACGAGCGGUUCUUGUCGGAGCUGCGCUCGGCCCCUGAUGGGUUUGCCGUGGUUGCUGAGUACUUCUCCCGAGGCAUUCUCGACGCGCCUGCCAGCGGCGGGCCACGCCAGGCUGCGAACUCGAGCUUCCAGCUCGAGCUGUCCGACUGA
This is a messenger RNA of Pedinophyceae sp. YPF-701, 3150 nucleotides long. The record is from the annotation of a GenBank genome assembly. NCBI's taxonomy places the organism in Eukaryota, Viridiplantae, Chlorophyta, Pedinophyceae.